Molecule: messenger RNA, 1293 nt
Organism: Trypanosoma grayi
Lineage: Eukaryota; Euglenozoa; Kinetoplastea; Trypanosomatida; Trypanosomatidae
Exons: 1
Coding region: 1-1293 (430 amino acids)
Source: RefSeq, a predicted model, not a curated record
AUGCGCGGAGUGCACCCGGCCAUUGCAGAGCUCAAGCGGCGCAAUCGUGCAGCCGGUCGGCGGCUUUCUCCGCUCGACAGGAAGCCGUCGAACACCAUCCCGUCCUCGUCGCCGACACGACAGUACGGACGAACGUCAUCGGCAACAGCAUCGCACGCCUCUACAGUCAGGCAGCCAGCAAGAAAUGGGAGUGACCGUUCCGGUAUGGAGUCACGGUUUAUGUCCACAGCACCAGUGGAGACUAACGAUGGUCGUCAAACAGACAGGAACAGGAACUGCACCAGUAACAAUAACAACAACAACAAUGGCAACUGGAAUUGCGCCCGCAACGCGCCGAGACCCCCACCGAAGCGCGUGCCUACGAAGCCCCGGCCAACAAUUGAAGCUAGAACGAGCAUAGUUACCCCUCAAUGCGAAGGUGAGGCACCCGUUGGUAAUGCCACAGCGGUGCGUGAGCGAGGAAUGUCUCCGAGCGCAACGCCCAGCAAAAUGCGGGAUGUUAGCAGGCCGUCGUCCACCCCCACCCCGCUGGUGCCAACGGCUGAGGCAUCCGUUUUGCAUGGCUCUGGCCAACAACGGCAUCAGAAACAGGGACUCUUUUCCAGAAAAGACGAUAGCACGUUUAGUGGGUGGGAUUUUAAACAUCAUGCAUCCAAUGAAGAAGACGAGGUGCAGUCGAUUGAUGGAUACACGAAUAGGGCGCACUGGGAUGAGCAGCUGCCAGGGCGCGUCCGUGCCGUGCUGGACGGCAAUCAGCUUGAGGAUCCCUUCGCGACGGAUCUGUGGACGAAGACUCAGGGCGGCGAAACGCGCCAGGUUAACUGUUACUACGCCUGCAUCCGCUGCGGCGUGCCUGUUGUGUCGCCCAAGUAUCAAGUCAAAUAUGCGGUGCGUGGCAUUGCCGCAUUUUCACGGCUGAACAAGCGCGCCGUGGAGGUGCGCAUCGGCUGCCUCGCUACCGCCACCAACGCCACCGCCGCUGGAUCCGCCGCGUUGAUGAAAAGGCCCUCACUUCAGUUGCAGGCGCGCUGCCGCUGCUGCGACGGCCUCCUCGGUCUUAUUGUCCCCACCGCCGACACGGAAUCUGCCACAGCGCCGUGGAACGUGCUUGCCAUCAACAGCUGUUGCCUGAAACUCGUCAAGGGCAAACGGACACGCUGCCGCCUUGACGGUGUCUGCGACGGCGAGGACAAUGACAAGUGUGGUAACGGCGCCCUUAGUCCACGGUCGCGCGGCAGCGUCGAUUAUGACUUCGACGACCCGGAUAUAUUCGAGGUGCACAACUCCGAAUAG